AUGGCGAAUUUUUUCGAUAUCAAGGCUCGCAAGGCCGCUGCUGCUGCUACAGCCUCGGGAGAGGGUUCUUCCAAAUCUACUGGUCCAAAGGUUGACAAUCGCCUGCAGCCGUGGGUCGAGAAAUACCGCCCCAAAUCGCUCGACGAUGUCUCAUCACAGGAGCACACCGUCGAUGUCCUUCGCCGAACCCUCCAAUCCGCCAAUCUUCCACACAUGCUCUUCUACGGUCCUCCCGGCACCGGCAAGACCUCGACCGUCCUCGCUCUCGCAAAACAGCUCUAUGGCCCCGAACUCAUCAAGACCCGUGUCCUUGAGCUCAAUGCUUCAGACGAACGUGGUAUCAGCAUCGUCCGUGAGAAGGUCAAGGACUUUGCCCGCAUGCAGCUAUCAAAUCCUCCCUCUGGCCCCGCUGGCGAAGAGUACCGCAAAAGAUACCCGUGUCCUCCAUACAAGAUCAUCAUCCUCGACGAAGCAGACUCGAUGACCCAGGACGCCCAAUCUGCUCUGCGUCGCACAAUGGAGACCUACAGCAAAAUCACUCGUUUCUGCCUUAUCUGCAACUAUGUCACACGCAUCAUCGAUCCUCUGGCCAGUAGAUGCAGCAAGUUCAGAUUCAAGAGCUUGGAUGGUAGCAAUGCUCGCAAGAGAUUGGAAAACAUUGCUGCCAUGGAGAAGGUCAAGCUCGAUGAUGGAGUUAUUGACACUCUGAUCCGUUGCGCUGAGGGUGACUUGCGAAAAGCCAUCACAUUUCUACAGUCGGCUGCUCGUCUCGCCGGUGCAGAACAAUCAAAACCUGAUGACGAUGCCAUGGACGUUGACGAUCAAGCCACAGCACGAUCAGUCUCGGUGCGCAGCGUCGAAGAAAUCGCUGGCGUGGUUCCUAAUCGUACUGUCGACCGCCUAAUUCAAGCCAUACAGCCCAACACAAGAGCUUCAGUUUAUGAUGCUGUUUCUCGCGUGGUUCAGGAUUUGGUCGCAGAGGGCUGGAGCGCUACCCAGCUAGUGUCACAACUGUACGAACAGAUCCUCAUGGAUGACUCGAUCGAUAACCCAAAGAAGAAUCGCAUUGUCAUGUCUUUCUCGCAGACAGACAAGAGAUUGAUCGACGGAAGCGACGAACACCUCACCAUUCUUGAUCUAAGUUUGCAGAUUGCCAGUGCUCUUGCUGGAACUUGA
Aureobasidium namibiae CBS 147.97 is the source of this 1176-nucleotide messenger RNA. Its product is annotated as replication factor C subunit 2-like protein. NCBI's taxonomy places the organism in Eukaryota, Fungi, Ascomycota, Dothideomycetes, Dothideales, Saccotheciaceae. Gene Ontology annotation, biological process: DNA repair; DNA-templated DNA replication. The transcript is spliced from 2 exons. The record is from RefSeq and is a predicted model, not a curated record. Bases 1 to 1176 code for a protein of 391 amino acids. Gene Ontology annotation, molecular function: DNA clamp loader activity; ATP binding; DNA binding. Gene Ontology annotation, cellular component: DNA replication factor C complex; nucleus.